Molecule: messenger RNA, 4148 nt
Organism: Jatropha curcas
Lineage: Eukaryota; Viridiplantae; Streptophyta; Magnoliopsida; Malpighiales; Euphorbiaceae
Product: FAM91 carboxy-terminus protein
Source: RefSeq, a predicted model, not a curated record
CAAUCCAACGGUCCAACCUAAUUUAUAAACCUCCAAAUUGACCGAAACAAAUUGUUAGAGUCUGGAUCAAACUGAGCCCAUUUUCAUGUAAAUGAAGAUCUAAAUUCCACUGAAUCACCUCCUACCUCAACCUUAAACGCCGGGGAGCUCCGGCGAGCCUUGAUGCAAAACCACAAUUUGCGCUUCUUCAGACGUCAGUUGAUCCUUAUUUAACUGCUUGGCUUUGUUCCAUUUGUCAAGAUUGCGUUGAUCUCAGUAAGUGAAUUAUACGUUAGAGGUUUAUCUCAUUUUAGCUGCCAAUUCUGUAUGGUAAAGCUGAAUCAAGCAAACUGCUAAUGAGUAUGGCAUCGAAGCUACACUUUGAAUUGCUGUCAAUAUAGGUUAGAUGUUCCUUUGCUCUAGUUAGUGGACCAAGAGGGUGGUUCUCCAACUGUUCAGAAGGGAGCAGAUUGAGUGGAUUGAUAAUAUGCAGCGGAUUCCAGUGACAGUAGAGGAACAGCUUAUUUUGAAAGCGAUAAAGGACGAAUGCCCGUGGGAGAAUCUCCCAAAAAGGCUUCAAGCAACUCUUACUACUAAAGAGGAAUGGCAUAGAAGGAUAAUUGAACAUUGCAUAAAGAAAAGACUCCAAUGGAACACCUGUUUUGCUCGCAGAGUGUGCAAAGAAGGUGAAUAUUAUGAAGAGAUGAUGCGUUACUUGCGAAAGAAUCUGGCGCUGUUCCCCUAUCACCUUGCCGAGUAUGUUUGCCGUGUUAUGAGGCUAUCACCUUUCAGAUAUUAUUGUGAUAUGAUAUUUGAGGUCAUGAAAAAUGAGCAACCAUAUGACAGUAUCCCAAAUUUUAGUGCUGCAGAUGCCUUGCGGCUUACAGGAAUUGGGAGAAAUGAAUUUAUUGAUAUAAUGAACAAGUGCAGAUCUAAGAAAAUUAUGUGGAAGCUGAACAAGUCAAUUGCAAAAGAACUUUUACCUACACAACCUGUGGACUUUGCAAUUGAACCAUGGUGGGGAGUCUGUCUUGUCAACUUUACCUUAGAAGAAUUUAAGAAACUCUCAGAAGAAGAGAUGGCAACAAUAGAUAAAGUUUGUAAAGAGGAAGCUAAUGCAUUUAUCCUAUUUGAUCCUGACAUUGUAAAAGGUCUUUACCGACGGGGACUAAUCUACUUUGAUGUCCCAGUCUACUCUGAUGACCGUUUUAAAGUUUCCAGGCUUGAAGGAUUUGUUUCCAAUAGGGAUCAGUCUUAUGAGGAUCCUAUCGAGGAGUUACUCUAUGCAGUUUUUGUGGUUUCAAGUGAGAAUGCUACUGUUGCUGAACUGGCAACAACAUUGCAGGCUGACCUUUCUCAGCUGCAGGCUGCUGCAUCCUUUGCUUGUCGACUAGGAUGGGCAGAUAAAUUGAUUGAUCCAGGAUCUGUUCUUCAAGAUACAAGCAUACCAGGCUCCCUUAAAGUUGCUCUCAGUGAUGAUGAAGAUGCUGCCUGUGCUAGUAUAGGCUCCGCAAACAUGUCUGCAGAUGGUGAUGCUGCUGCGCAAGGAGAUAUUUCAGGAAUGGAAAUCUAUGGGCCACGUUCUAGCAGCCAUGUUCGUGUUGCUUUUCUUGUCGAUGCUAACAUAACUUCCUAUCUUAUGAUGGGAUCUGUUUCACCAGGCUUGAAAUCUCAUGCUGUAACACUGUACGAGGCUGGGAAGUUGGGUCAUGCUAGCAUUGCUGAUCUUUGCAAGGACCUGAGCACAUUAGAAGGAGCAAAAUUUGAGGGAGAAUUGCAGGAAUUUGCUAAUCAUGCCUUUAGCCUCCGUUGUGUCUUGGAAUGCCUAUUGUCAGGUGGAAUUGCAACUGAUUCAAAAGUGGAGGAAGUUUGCAACAAGAUUGGCACCUUCGCUUCAAGCAAUGAUGAGGCUACUUCUUUGAUAGCUGACAUCUCAUUGACUGAUAAAUCACAAAACUCUGUUGUUAAUGAAGAUGAAGCAGACAUUGACCGUUCUACUAAAUCAGGGAUGUCUCAGGAUAAUUCUGAUUUGGUUGAAUGUGCUUCUGGAAGUACUGGUGAAGCAACAUCUGUUGUUUUAUCAGAAGACGGUAACCCCUUAAGCGAGGUGUCUAAGUCAGACUCAAAUGUCCAGAAUGAUGAGAAACUUAUUCCUGCUGAAGGGUCUGAUGUUGGAAGAGGAACUAUAAGGAGGAGAAGGAAAUAUCGUGUGGAUAUUCUCCGCUGUGAAAGCUUGGCUGCUUUAGCACCGGCAACUUUAGAUAGGCUAUUUCUUCGUGAUUAUGAUAUUGUAGUUUCUAUAAUUCCCCUUCCUCAUUCCGCAGUUCUUCCUGGACCAAAAGGUCCCAUCCAUUUUGGUCCUCCUUGCCAUUCAUCCUUGACACCAUGGAUGAAAUUGGUGCUAUAUUCAACUGUGGGUAGUGGGCCUUUGACAGUUGUCCUGAUGAAAGGACAGUGUUUUCGUUUGCUUCCUGCACCACUGGCUGGUUGUGAGAAAGCACUUAUAUGGUCCUGGGAUGGUUCUGCAAUUGGAGGGUUGGGAAGCAAGUUUGAAGGGAAUUUGGUCAAGGGAAGUGUACUUUUACAUUGUUUAAAUUCACUUCUUAAAUACUCAGCUGUGCUAGUGCAGCCUCUCAGUAGGUAUGACCUUGAUGAAUCAGGAAGAAUCAUUACUAUGGAAGUCCCUUUGCCCCUCAACAACGCUGAUGGUUCAAUUGGUCGCAUAGAGAAUGAAUUAGUUCUGUCUGAAAAUGAAAGUUCGAAAUUGAAUUCCCUGUUAACUCAACUGACAAAAAAGUUGGGAUUGUCAACAAUUGGUUAUGUUCGAUUGUUGAAGCUUUUUAUUGAAAGAGAAUCAGAGCACUUUGCACCUGAUGAUCAGAAAUAUGAAUGGGUGCCACUAAGCGUGGAAUUCGGGAUGCCCCUUUUUAGUCCAAAAUUAUGUAACAACAUAUGUAAAAGAAUUGUAUCAUCAGAGUUGCUUCAAUUAGAUUCAUUUACUGGGCAUCAUGAAGCAAUGCAAGGCCUACGAAAAAGGUUGCGUGAUGUCUGUGCAGAGUAUCAAGCAACUGGUCCUGCUGCGAAACUUCUUUACCAGAAAGAGCAAUCGAGAGACAUGUCUCGAAACCUUAUUAACUAUGCCAGUGGAAGAUGGAAUCCCCUUGUGGAUCCCUCUUCUCCCAUUUCAGGAACCUUGAGUGAGCAUCAGAGAUUAAAACUUGCUAGUCGUCAACGUUCUCGUACUGAAGUUCUGAGUUUUGAUGGUAGCAUUCUGAGAUCAUAUGCUCUGACUCCCGUAUAUGAGGCUGUCACAAGGCCUAUUGAUGAAAAUUCUUCUCCAUUGGUGAAUCCUAUGAAAGCUGAUCCCGAUGAAGUUGAUAGUAAAGAAGCAAUUCUUCCAGGUGUCAAUCUUAUUUUUGAUGGUGCUGAACUGCACCCCUUUGAUAUAGGUGCUUGCCUGCAGGCUCGACAACCAAUUUCCUUGAUUGCAGAGGCUGCAGCAGCCUCAGUUUCUUCUGCUGCCAUUAAAUAGACCUCUUGUGACAAUCCUGCUUGGGUUGGAUGGAUAAAGGACUUGGUCUGCGUACAACAAGUUGAAGCAUAUACCGACUUUGUCAUGAUUGUUUGGUUCACCUGCUGCACCUUUGAGAUUGCUUCUUGUCCAUUAGAUUGGGCUAGUAUAAGGUGGUCGUAGUCAAUGCCUCCGCUGAAUCUCAAAUGGUUUAGCAUGUGCAGCAAAAAGAGAAGAAUGAUGAUUUGCGAAUGUAUUUCCAUUCAAUGCUUGAACAAUGCCAGGUCCUAAUGUUUUGUUACUAACGAACAAUCGCCUUUUUGCAGGAUAGGAUUGAGGGAAACUGUGUGAUAUUCAGUUUCCCUGAAUGUCUAAACGUGAAGCUUUUUCUACCUGCAUAUAAAUUUUGGUUUGAUUAUUUCUAUUAGCACAUACAUGGAGAGUCAUAGAGGGGAGAAUCUUGGAAUUUGAACCGCUGAAAAUUACGAACUGAAGAGUUAUUUCUGGUAAAGUGAAUAUGUAUUUUCCUGAUUGAAUUUUGUUAAUGAAAUGGAAAGCUGAACUAGUGUCUAUCCAUUUUGUUUGAGCUUUUUGAGAAAACAUGGCUUAGGGUUUCCUUACUCAGAAAUUGCACCUAUAUAUAUUACUUUUGCUCUGA